UUUUCUCUCUCUACCCUCGGUUCUCUCUCUACAUUCCCAAGCACUCUGAGACACCAGGAGUAGGUGAAAAGCAAAGAACCCUUCUCUUCAGAUUUUUCACAUUCCCGUCACAACCACUGUUGCUUCCUCCUCCCACCUAAUCCUAUCAGAAAGUGCGAGAAAAUCACCUAGAAAGUGACGGAAAAUAGAACCCCAGAAGGGAAGAACCUUGCCUUGUUGAGUUUUUCUGCUAGGGUGAAAUCAAGUUUGGAUUUUGAAGUGGCGGGUGAAUCUGAUGUACCCAUCGAACCCUAAUCUCUGAAAGUUUAUUGCUUUUUGGUCAGAUCUCUGCGUCUAGGUGGUGUUUGGAAGUUACUCGUGGAUUUCUCUGAUGUGUUGACUGAAGAGGGAACUUGGAUUGGUUUUGUGGGGUUUGAAAUGUUUGGAAAAUUUUCAAUUUUUUUGUGAUUGUGUUUUUUGCUGUUUGAACUCAGUGGCAAUGCUGGUUAUUCAUUGAUACUGUGUGUGUGGAAAUGUCUGCUUCUUUGGCGGCUUUCGAGCGACCUCGACCUGGGGCUUCCAAUACGGUUUUCAAAAGUGGCCCACUUUUCAUAUCUUCUAAAGGAAUUGGCUGGAAGUCUUGGAAGAAGAGGUGGUUUAUACUCACCCGCACAUCAUUAGUUUUCUUCAAAAAUGACCCGAGUGCUCUUCCACAGAGAGGUGGUGAAGUAAACUUGACAUUGGGGGGUAUUGACUUAAACAAUUCAGGGAGCGUUGUUGUUAGAGAAGACAAAAAGCUGCUUACAGUAUUAUUUCCAGAUGGACGUGAUGGGCGAGCAUUCACCCUUAAGGCUGAGACAUCAGAAGACUUGUUUGAAUGGAAGACAGCUCUUGAACAAGCCCUUGCACAAGCACCAAGUGCUGCUCUUGUUAUGGGACACAAUGGGAUUUUUCGGAGUGAUGCUAGUGAUUCUAUUGAAGGGUCUUUCCAUCAAUGGAGGGACAAGCGUCCAGUUAAGUCUUUGGUUGUUGGAAGACCAAUUUUGCUAGCACUGGAAGAUAUUGAUGGAGGUCCAUCUUUCCUUGAAAAAGCCCUUCGGUUUCUAGAGAAAUAUGGUACUAAAGUUGAAGGAAUACUUCGGCAAUCUGCAGAUGUUGAGGAAGUAGAUCGGAGAGUUCAAGAAUAUGAGCAAGGCAAGACUGAAUUUGGUCCUGAGGAGGAUGCCCAUGUUGUUGGUGACUGUGUCAAGCAUGUUCUAAGGGAACUUCCCUCAUCUCCAGUUCCAGCUUCAUGCUGUACUGCUUUGUUGGAGGCUUAUAAAAUUGAUCGCAAGGAAGCUAGAAUUAAUGCAAUGCGCUGUGCUACAUUAGAGACCUUUCCAGAGCCGAAUCGACGUUUGUUACAGAGAAUUCUGAAGAUGAUGCAUGCAAUUGCUUCACAUUCUCUUGAGAAUAGGAUGACUCCAUCUGCUGUUGCUGCUUGCAUGGCACCCUUACUCUUAAGGCCUCUGCUAGCUGGAGAAUGUGAACUGGAGGAUGAAUUUGAUGUUAGUGGUGAUAGUUCGGCUCAGCUUCUUGCUGCUGCUAAUGCAGCUAAUAAUGCUCAAGCAAUUAUUACAACUCUGUUGGAGGAGUAUGAGAAUAUAUUUGAUGAAGAAAAUAUACAGAGAUGUUCCAUUUCAGCAGAUUCUCGGGUUGAAAACAGCGGGACUGAGGAUUCAACUGAUGAUGAUAAUAUAGAUGUGAAAGAAAAUGGUUACCAUGAUGCGGAGAAUGAAGUUGAUCAAGAGACUGAUGAUGAUGCUGAUCGUGUUCACAGUGGAAAAUUGAGUGAAAGUAGUGGUUAUGCUGGCAGCGAUCUUUAUGAUUACAAGGCUUUUGGAGGUGAUGAUUCGGAUGUUGGAUCCUCCAGUAGUAAUCAUGCUAAGACUAAAAAUACAAAUCUGAAAACUGAUCCUGAUACCCCAGUGUCUGAGGAUCAAAAUAAGCAAAGAAAGGUUAAAGAUAACUCAGUUGAUGGGAAGGAUGCUCCAAAUCUGUUGCCUUCAACCUCUGAAUCUUAUCGUUCUAUGGGUGAGAUUUUAUCUUCUAUGGACCCUGGAAACCAUUUAUCCGUGCCUGGGAUUGAAUCAGGUUCCGGAAAGCAAACCGGUAAAACUAGUAGCACAAGUUUCAGUUCAAUGCGGUCAACAUUCUGGGGAAGGAGCAAUCUGCAGAGGAAGACACCGUCAGUCGAAUCAGUUGAUUCUUCUGGAGACGAGGAGCUUGCUAUUCAGAGGCUAGAAAUUGCGAAAAAUGAUUUGCAACAAAAGAUUUCAAAGGAGGCUAGAGGCAAUGCAAUUUUACAAGCAAGCCUAGAGAGAAGGAAGCAAGCUUUGCAUGAGAAGCGCUUGGCACUUGAACAAAAUGUUUCAAGAUUGCAAGAACAGUUGCAAGCUGAGAGGGAUUUUAGAGCUGCUUUGGAAGUUGGCUUGAGCAUGUCUUCAGGACAGUUGUCCAGUUCGCGUGGCAUGGAUUCCAAGACAAAGGCUGAGCUGGAGGAGAUUGCACUUGCUGAAGCUGAUGUGGCCAGGUUGAAGCAGAAGGUUGCGGAGCUCCACCAUCAACUUAAUCAGCAUCGACAGCUUCACUAUGGUUCACUUACUGAUGUGGGUGAUCGCUACCAACAUGCCCAAAAUCUUCCUCAGCAGAGAUUUCCUCAGCAAGAUUUUGAUUCAAACCUUGCCUUUGUUAAUCAUGAAAGGAAACAAAGGACGGAGGAGAGUUUGUUGGGCACAGAUUGGAGAAAUAUGAAAGGACAAGUAUUGGCAUCUGGUAAUGGUAGUAGGCAGCCUUCUCGGAAGCCAUUUAUAGACUCAACAAGUCCUAGUGAUUCGAAAAGUACCGAGGCAUCGACCAGCAUAUCUGUAGAUGAGCUCUGCGCCGUUGAUUCUGCCUCAGUGCCCUCCACCUCAAGGGCAGCAGAGGUGACAGAAUAUGCAAGACAUCCAUCUGUAGCAUCUUCAACAUUAGUAGAGUUAAACACGCGUCUUGAUUUUUUCAAGGAAAGGCGUUCCCAGUUGAUGGAACAGCUCCAUAACCUUGAUUUGAAUUAUGGUUCUACUGCUUCCCAAGACUUUGUCUAUAAACCAUCAUCACCAUCAUGGAGUUGACUGGCCAAAUAGGUGCUUCACAAAAUCCACGGAAGAAUUUUGGCUUACGUGUUGUAUAUCCUCGGACUCAUUGCAUAUAUUUAUAUACUUUGUGCGGUCCGUGUGCUGCUUCAUUUUUUUUUGUUCCUAUUUUUUUUUGUUUUUUUUUGUUUUUUUUUUUUCUUUUGGUAGUGACAUGUCAUUGGAGUUCAAAUUAAAAGCUUUCCUUUUGGUAAUCAGGUUUUGUUUUUUUAAACUUUUUGAAUUCCAUUAUUUCUUUAGGGGAGGGGGUGGAGUUUGGUGUAAUUACAUGUCAUGUCAAUAGCUGGGGAAUUUUGUUGUUGAACAAAACAAGUACAAUGAGGAAAUUUUAG
Molecule: messenger RNA, 3484 nt
Organism: Gastrolobium bilobum
Lineage: Eukaryota; Viridiplantae; Streptophyta; Magnoliopsida; Fabales; Fabaceae
Product: rho GTPase-activating protein 7-like
Exons: 22
Coding region: 513-3131 (872 amino acids)
Biological process (GO): signal transduction
Source: RefSeq, a predicted model, not a curated record